This is a messenger RNA of Oncorhynchus mykiss (rainbow trout), 4060 nucleotides long. Its product is annotated as heterogeneous nuclear ribonucleoprotein Q. Gene Ontology annotation, molecular function: RNA binding. The record is from RefSeq and is a predicted model, not a curated record. NCBI's taxonomy places the organism in Eukaryota, Metazoa, Chordata, Actinopteri, Salmoniformes, Salmonidae.
UUUGCAGCUGCAGAAACCCCAUAGAUGUUGAAGCACUCGCGGCGUCAACUAGCCGCCAUUUUACAUUAUCGGGACAGGAGUGAAAACCCGACCUACCCCGGGAAUCGUAGAUUUUUUUUCUUUUUUUUGUAACACCCUGAAAUCAGACAAAAUCAACACCGUGCACCUUAGUGAACUAUCAAAUGAUGUCUGGGGACAUGGUGACUGAUCAAGUAAAUGGAAAUGGUACAGAAGAACCAAUGGACACAACUACAGUGGACACAACUGCAGCAGAAAUUAAACAUUCAGACCAUUUCCAGACUUUAUUAGACGCUGGUUUACCACAGAAAAUUGCUGAAAAAUUAGAUGCAAUUUACGUAGCAGGACUGGUAGCACACAGUGACCUAGAUGAAAGGGCUAUUGAAGCGUUGAAAGAAUUUAAUGAAGAAGGUGCUCUGCAAGUCCUGCUUCAGUUUAAGGAAAGUGAUCUGUCGCACGUGCAAAACAAAAGUGCGUUUCUCUGUGGAGUAAUGAAGACUUACAGACAGAGGGAGAAGCAAGGGACCAAAGUUUCAGAUUCCACAAAGGGACCAGAUGAGGCAAAAAUAAAGGCUCUGCUUGAUAGAACCAGCUAUACACUUGAUGUGACAACGGGUCAGCGCAAGUAUGGAGGCCCCCCCCCAGAGUCUGUGUAUUCAGGUUCUCAACCCACUAUUGGAACAGAGAUAUUUGUUGGGAAAAUUCCUCGAGACUUGUUUGAGGACGAGCUGGUGCCGCUCUUUGAGAAGGCGGGACCUAUCUGGGAUCUACGUCUAAUGAUGGACCCACUUAGUGGCCUGAACAGGGGGUACGCCUUUGUCACUUUCUGCACUAAAGAGGCUGCCUCAGAGGCAGUAAACCUGUGUAAUAAUCAUGAAAUACGCCCUGGCAAGCACAUUGGAGUGUGUAUAUCUGUUGCCAAUAACAGGCUGUUUGUCGGCUCCAUCCCCAAGAGUAAAACGAAAGAGCAGAUGGUUGAGGAGUUUGCUAAAGUCACAGAGGGUCUUAAUGAUGUCAUACUGUACCAUCAGCCGGAUGACAAAAAGAAGAACCGAGGUUUUUGCUUUUUGGAAUACGAGGACCAUAAAACUGCUGCUCAGGCCAGACGCAGGCUGAUGAGUGGCAAGGUGAAAGUCUGGGGGAAUGUGGUUACUGUGGAAUGGGCAGACCCCAUCGAGGAACCCGAUUCAGAGGUCAUGGCCAAGGUCAAAGUUUUGUUUGUCCGAAACCUUGCGAACAGUGUUACGGAAGAAAUACUGGAAAAAUCAUUCGGCAAGUUUGGUAGACUGGAGCGAGUGAAAAAGCUGAAAGAUUACGCGUUCAUUCACUUUGAUGAGAGGGACAGUGCAGUCAAGGCAUUGGCUGAAAUGAAUGGCAAAGAUCUAGAGGGAGAGCACAUUGACAUAGUCUUUGCAAAGCCCCCUGAUCAGAAGAGGAAAGAACGCAAAGCUCAGAGACAAGCAGCCAAAACAAACAUGUAUGAUGAUUAUUAUUACAACUACGGCCCCCCUCAGUUGCCCCCUCCCACAAGAGGUGGAAGAAGUAGAGGUGGUGGUAGGGGAGGGUAUGCUUACCCCCCUGACUAUUAUGGCUAUGAGGAUUACUACGAUUAUUAUGGUUAUGACUACCACAAUUACCGUGACGGAUAUGAGGACCCCUACUACGGCUAUGAUGACUAUCAGGCUCCCGCUAGAGGAAGAGGGGGCAGAAGUGCCUGGGGGCCAUCACCAGCCAGAGGCCGAGGCGGUGCAGGUGCUUUCAGGGGCAGAGGUGGCUUCUCACCGCGUGGCGGUCCAGGAUCAAGCAGAGGAGGUGUACGAGGUGCCAGAGGAGGUGUGCAGCAGAGAGGCCGCGGCGGGCAGGGAAAAGAGGUCGAGGCCGGUCCUGACCUGUAACUAUGAAGACUGACCUGCUACUUACUGUAUGUGGGGGUUACACCAGGAAGCUGCCAAUGGAAGUGAUGGUAAGGUCAACUCAAUGGUCCAAUGAUAUUCCAGCCUUAAAGCAGCAUAUCUCCCAGAACUGCUACAGGAGAAGAUGAUCAAAAGAGAACUCAAAUCACUUGCUUGGACUUUUUUUUAUAUUAACUUGUCACCUUUCCCCAUAUCCCCAAAGAAAAUGCAAUUUUAAAUGACUGAAGAUGUUGAGAUUUCCCAGGGGACUCUUCAUCCUGAAAUGAAAUGUAAUUAUGUCUUUUGCACUUUGUCUAAGUUUGAAGUGGCUCAGAGGAGCUUGAUGCUAAUGUACAUUUGUGUGGUUAAUGCAGCUUUAUGCUGGAAUAGACAUGUUUUGAUUUUGGAUUGGUUUUAAGAGAAUGUUCUAAGGCGUAAUCCCCUGGCGUAAAUAGUCAGGCAUUCCAGGAAGGUGGUUAUUUUCAGAAUUUAUUUUAAAGGGUUGGUUAACUACAGUGGUGAAAAAAAAGUACUGAAUUGUCAUACUUGAGUAAAAGUAAAGCUAUGUUAAUUAGAAAAUGACUCAAAUAAAAGUGAGUCACCCAGUAAAAUUCUACUUGAGUAAAAGUAAGUAUUUGGUUUUUAAAUAUGUUUAUUUAUAAAAAGUAUUUGAUAACAUGUAAUUCAGUAUCAAAAGUAUACAUUUCAAAUUCCUUAUUAAGCAAGCCACACGGCACCAUGUUCUUGUAUUUUUAUUUAUUUACGGAUAGCCAGGGGUACACUCCAACACUCAGACAUAAUUUACAAACGAAGCAUUUGUGUUUAGUGAUUCCGCCAGAUCAGCGGCAGUAGGGAUGACCAGGGAUGUUCUCUUGAUAAGUGUGUGAAUUGGACCAUUUUCCUCUCCUGCUAAGCAUUCAAAAUGUAAGAAGUAGUUUUGGAUGUCAGAGAAAAUGUGUGGAGUAAAAAAGUACAUUAUUUUAUUUAGGAAUGUAGUGAAGUAAAAGUUGUCAAAAAUAGUAAAGUACAGAUAAGCAAAAAAUUGACUUAAGUAGUACUUAAAAGUAUUUUUACUUAAGUACUUUACACCACUGGUUAACUACCUCUGUACAGAGGAUUCAACUGCCCUGUUUGUACUGUAAAUAGGAAAACUUCAUUGAUGAAAGAAGGGCUUGUUCACCCACUAAAUAUUAGGACUGUGAAGGUACCAGUAUCGCACAAUUUUUUUCCCAUGGCAAAAAUAACAACUACUAUAGCUUGGAAAGUAAAUACAUGUGACUGGAUGACACCAUAAUGUUUUUUUCCAACCAACAUUAGGGUUUUGUAUUGUGGCAAGGAAACGAGUAUCGCGAUACUGGUAUCAUUCCGGCCCUACUAAAUAUGCACAAGAGCAACAGCAGAGCACAUGUAGUUUUAUUAUAGGUGCUGCAUGCUAUUUGUCUGACGCUGCGAACAGUCAAACGCUGCAUGUUAAAUAAUCUCAUGUAAUGAGCCUGAAUGAACAAGCCUUGCUUUCAUCUAGGCUGAACUGAAUUUGCGGUGUGCUUCUUCAGAUAAUGUAGUUACUGGUUGUAUUAAAGUUUAGGAAAAUGUUACUUUUGUAAAAGCUUGAACACCAGAAAAACAUUUUUCAAGCUUUAAAGUGUCCCUUUCUUUGCUCAAUGGGAUAGGAAGUCUUAACUUUUGUAUAUAAUCGCAUCUCUUUUGUAAGGUUGCAUACACUAAUGUUUGAAAGCCAUCCACCUACUUUGUGUACAGAUAUUUGCCUAAUCAUGUUGUACAACUUGAGCAUUGAUCAGACAUCCAACCAGCUGCCUUUUUGUCACAUUUGACAAGUGUCUUCAAUCUGCAUCAUGUUGAACAUAUGAUUAGUAGCGGAGUUAGCUGGAUAUGACUGGUUUUAUCCAGUUCAAAAAGGAUGUGGCAGCUUUUUUUUUUAAUUGCAUAAAGGAUACUGAAUAACUUGAUCAGGUUUUGUACACAGUUGACUCCCUCAGUAAGUCCCGUGUUAAAAUAUUGUUGGCUGGCUAACAAGUGUUUUUUUUUUUUUUUUUUUUUUUUUUUUUGCAGUCUUGCAAAUAAAUUGUUUUAUACUGUAAAUUGAGGUGAGUAAUUUAUUAAAAUAAAAAUAAAGUCUUGAUUUGAUUGUA